Molecule: messenger RNA, 2038 nt
Organism: Dothidotthia symphoricarpi CBS 119687
Lineage: Eukaryota; Fungi; Ascomycota; Dothideomycetes; Pleosporales; Dothidotthiaceae
Product: glycoside hydrolase family 131 protein
Exons: 2
Coding region: 420-1634 (404 amino acids)
Source: RefSeq, a predicted model, not a curated record
UACGGCUUGUGUCUGCAGCCACAUUAAGAAGAACUGGGGUCUAGCACUGGGCACGUUGCUCAGAACUGACCUGGACCGUUCAGCCGGCACUGAGAAGAUGCUCGUCCAUGCAGCGCCGGCGGCUACUUGACACCAGCCAAGAGCAAGUCACUCAAUACAGGUCUACGCCGUAUUGAACGACCCUGCCAUCGAUGUUUCAGUUCUUGAAUAUUGAGGUGCAGGGUUGAGCUAGCGGAUCCAUCUCAGCCGACGUGAGGUUCGGGCUAAGCUGGGACGGUGAGACUUUCAUUUGGAUGGUACUUUAUAUUGCGCCUUGGGCCUUUUUGUCUCAUGCAUCCCACUACUGUCCUUCAUUUUUCACUUCGUAGUUCAUAUUCACUUUUUUCGUGCAGCUGGUCUCUGUCCGUCUUCAAUUCAAAAUGUUUGGAAAAGUUGCUAUCUUGAGUGCGCUCGUCAGCGCCGUGUCUGCUGGCACGAUAGUUUGGGAUGGAAGGUUCAACGACAUGACCUCGAGUGCGGACCUCGAAAAGUGGUCAUUCUCCAACCCAGUCGGCGCCUAUCAGUACUACAUUCACGGCUCAGGCGCGGUUGACAAAUACGUCAACCUUGAUACUUCGUACAAGAAUCCCGCCGAUACUGGCUCAAAGCAGGGUGUCAAGAUCACCAUUGAUGAGACCGCCAAGUGGAAUGGCCAGACCAUGUUGAGGACUGAGCUUAUCCCUCAAACCACCGCCGCCAUCAACAAGGGCAAAGUUUACUACCACUUCUCGAUCAAGACCUCUGCCGACAAUGUCCCAACUUCGACCAACGAGCAUCAGAUCGCCUUCUUCGAGAGCCACUUCACUGAGCUGAAGUACGGCGGACAAGGCUCCAGCAACACUAACCUGCAGUGGCAUGUGGGUGGUGUAUCCAAAUGGGACGUUGAAUUGGUUGCAGAUGAAUGGCACAACGUUGCGUACGAGAUCGACUUCGACGCAGGCUCAGUCACUUUCUGGCACUCGACCGGCAGCAGCCCCUUGACAAAGACUGCUGGUCCUUUCACCGCGAGCACUUCGUCCAAUGGUGCUGACUGGCAUCUUGGUGUCCUCCGUCUGCCUGGAAGUAACGAUGGAACGGGGGCUGAGGAUUGGUUCUUCAGCGGCGUGUAUGUUGAGAGCGGCGAGCUCACAACGUCGGUCAAUAGCUCUGGAGGCUCUGGUGACGCAGAGGAGCCUGCUGCCUCUUCAACUGCUGCCGCUGCCUCUUCAACUGCUGCCGCUGCAUCUUCAACUGUUGUAGCUGCAUCUUCCACUGUUGUCGCCACUUCUUCUACUGCUGUCGCUGUCGCUUCCUCCACAGUUGCAGUUGUAGUCGAGACACCUGUGGCGUCCUCGACUGCUGCAGUCGUUGAGACCCCAGUUGCAUCGUCCACUGCCGUCACCUCUUCUGCCUCCAUCGCCUCCGUCACCCCUGUCGCCUCUUCCACUCUUGUUACAUCUUUCAUCCCUGCUGCCUCCUCCACUGCAUCUUCCACCGCAUCUCCCACCGCCUCCGCCGGAGCUGGCUCCGACUCAGGCUCUGACGCCGUUCUACCCGAAAAAUUCACAAUCAAGCAGUUUGUCGCUUGGCUUAAGUUGAACCAGGGCGCCAACUGAGCACUCGUCAUGUGCAAAAUCCAGGACAGCAUUCUUGUAGAUAGUUUACUUUGUUAGCAGUUGUCAAAUCUACCAAUCUUUCACGUCAAAUAAAAAGUUCGCGCUGAAUUACGUGAGAUCAACUCUGUGAAAGCUUGGAGUAGAGAUGGAGAGUAUUUGUCGACAAUGUGGGACGGUGGCGAGGAGGUUAGACAUUGGUCGCAUUGAACCUAGUCGCGUAAAGGCUGGCAGCCAUUCGUGAAGCCCAUCAUUAUUGUAGGUUUUUGUUGUCGGAUUCGUAUUGGGUUCAUGCCUUUGAAUUAUGCAGAAAAUAACCUUAUUUGUUUUUGAUCACACAAACAUACUACAAUUCAAACAAAAGCUUGGACAGUACACAAUUCUGAGCUACUCGAAUCGACAUUUAG